This is a messenger RNA of Telopea speciosissima, 1436 nucleotides long. RefSeq names its product protein PHLOEM UNLOADING MODULATOR. The record is from RefSeq and is a predicted model, not a curated record. Gene Ontology annotation, cellular component: Golgi membrane; endoplasmic reticulum membrane. Lineage: Eukaryota; Viridiplantae; Streptophyta; Magnoliopsida; Proteales; Proteaceae. Gene Ontology annotation, molecular function: sphingomyelin synthase activity; ceramide cholinephosphotransferase activity. The coding region runs from base 61 to 1356 and encodes 431 amino acids. Gene Ontology annotation, biological process: ceramide biosynthetic process. The transcript has 4 exons.
AACCUCACAACUGAACUCAGAAAGCUCCGGGACGGAACGGGAAGGGAAGAAACCGACGUAAUGCCACUACCAGCAUGGGCUGCGUCGAUGGUGAAGAACGGCGGUCUUGGCUUGGUUGCCUUAACAUAUGUUGGUGUGGACUACCUGAGACACUUGACCCCAUCAUGGCACGCUCGCUUGCAGCCCGCGCUCUGGGUGAUUCUCAUCCUUGCUUCCCUCACUCGUUUCCUCAAGUACCCACACUGGAACUCUGAGAUCCGCUCUGCUAUCCCUUUCAUUGCUUCCAUGCUCUUCCUGCUUUCCGCUUUUCUUUUUGAAGUCCUUUCUGUUCGCUUCGUCACUGCCGUUCUCGGUAUUGGUUGGCACCGUGCCACAUCUCCUCUUCCUGACACUGGCCAGUGGUUGCUGCUGGCGUUGAAUGAGAAACUUCCUCAUGUGGUGGUUGAGGUUUUAAGAGCCCGCAUUAUUUCACUGCACCAUUAUCUCAUGUUGUUUGUGAUGUUGGCUUUCUCUGUACUGUUCAACUCUGUCAAAGCUCCUGGCCUUGGGCUGGGUGCAAGGUACAUGUUCACCAUGGCAGUUGGUCGGCUUCUACGGGUUGUAUCAUUUGUUUCUACAAUUCUACCAGCAGUACGGCCUUGGUGUGUUUCUGCCCGGUAUAGACUCCCGUCACAUCCUCAUCCUUGGGCUCAGAAAUAUUAUGUGCCAUAUGCUUCGGAUGCUGGUGCUAUUUCCGAGCUUGUACAACGUGACAUGGCUAAUGGUUUGUCUGAUGUUGGAGAUUAUAUUAAAGACUAUCGACCAGAUUGGGGAUCAAUGAGCUUCCUGAUCAAUUUUCUGCGUCCCACAAGGACUGACGGAUCAUGGUACAGUCUACUUAAGAGAGCCAGUGGGGGCUGCAAUGAUCUCUUAUAUAGUGGUCACAUGCUUGUUGCAGUAUUAACAGCUAUGGCAUGGACGGAAGCAUACGGAGGUUGGACCUCAGCUAUUUUAUGGAUGCUUGUUAUACACAGUGCCCAGAGAGAAAUACGGGAACGGAACCAUUACAGUGUGGACUGCGUGGUGGCUAUCUAUGUUGCCAUCCUUCUAUGGAAGAUGACAGGUUUUAUAUGGUCACCGAAGGACACAUCAUUGAUUAGGAAACUUGCCAAGUAUGAGAAGAUCCAUAGCCAACUUAACCGGGCUAUAAAAGACUCAGACAUGGAUGAAGUAAUGAAGCUUCUUAAAGAGGUUGAGUCUGCUGGUCAACAGAGGCAGAGUUUUACUGAACAGUCAAUUCAAAUAUUUGCCUACAUCACCAUUGUUUUUACCAUCAGCAUUGUAAUCCUGGCCUUCAUUGUGACAAGCGAUGGGUGAUUUUCUUCCCCACGUCAUUUUUUUCUCCCACGACUACAAUGAGUAGAUCUGUACGACAGAUGGAGCAAGAAUGAGGUUAA